GCGGCACAAGAAGUACGAAUGCGGCGAUAAGGAUGCCCAGUUCCAGUGUCCUUUGUGUCCGAAACGCAUGAAGCAGAUGUCCAACCUCAGGCAGCAUAUCGCCACGCACAAUGCAGUUGGCAGCGACCAAGUCUUGGUGCUGUGAUGGCCGAAUCGCGUCCAUUGACGCCGCAUGCCACCAGUGGUGUGGCAAAUCAGAAUGAGUCGAUGUACACAUGUGUCAAGUGUCAGCGACAAUACCUGCACAAGGGCACACUCAAGAGGCACCAGAUGUACGAGUGUGGCAAGGAUCCCUCCUUCUCCUGUCUCUACUGCGACCACAAGUGCAAGCAGAAGUCCAAUCUCAUACAACAUAUGGCUCAAAGACAUGCCGAUCAGUUCAUCUUCACCAAAAACAAUUCAUUCAUAUGAAUUCCAAGCAUUUUGAAUUUGAUGUUUUCAUCUUCUUCUCCACCAGAUACUCCCUUUACUUAUCCUGUUACUCAUUUACAUUCUCUUCUCUUUCAUCCUUCUCAUAUUCCUCUCAUCCUCUUCAUCUUCUUCAUUAAACUUCCUCUUACACCUCCAAAUUUUCGUUCUUCUUCUAUUUCCUCCUCCCUUCCGUCCUCCUCCUUUACCUCCUCUUUCUCCUCCUUAUCAUUCUCUUGAUUAUCAUCCUCCUCAUCUUCCUCCUCCCCCUUAUCCUCCUCUUCAUCACCCUACUCCUCCUUCUCCUAUUCUUCACCUCCAUCGUCCUAUGCCUUUUUGUCCUCCUACAUCCACUUUUUUCUCCUCUCACUCCUUCUCCUCAUUCACCUCCUCUAACUCUCUUCCUCAUUUUAUUCCUCCUCAUCUUACACCUCCUCCACAUUCUCGUCGACGUCUUCCUCAUCCUUCCGCUCCUUCUUUUCCCGUUUCUUCUUCUCAAACUUCUCCUUCUCCUAUCACCCCUCCUUCUGAUUGAUUACUGAGUACACUAAGGACUCUCAUUCAUGGAUGAACAUUAUGAGACAGUUUGCAGAUCUCUCGAUUGAUGAAAUUUUCAGUUUUGAAUAUUGUGUGAUGUCUUUGAAGUUCACCAAUAAUUGUGAAUGAAUUUAGUGUGCUGAGACUGAAUCCCAUUAAUAAUUCGAUGAGGACAAUUUAUGAGAUUAAACUCUAAGCUUCAACUGAACUUUAAUUAUAUUUAUUUAAUAUGUAAUUUGUAUCAGAACAAACGAAUUGUACUGAUAACGUGAAGUAAAUUUUAUAGUUGUUGAAGGAUGUUGUUGACUAUCAUGUUAUUUGCAUUAAUAUUAUUCCAAUAAACCAAAUGUACAACCAUUAUUUAUCUGUUAAUUCAUUUUUUUCUAUUUUUUCAGUUUAUAAUUAAAUAUUUAUCAUCUGUGUUGUAAAAUUCCUAAAGUUUUCAUUGAUGCCAAAUAAAAGAGUAAAGAUUGACUGAUUUUCCAAGUAUAGCUUGUGAGUCCUUUCUUAUUUUGGUUUUACCCACUUAUUUAAAACCUUUUUAUCUACAAAACGAUUAUAAGUUCUCAAUUUUUGUUUGUCAAACCAUAGGAAUAACAGCUACUUCAUAACCGUGUUUUAAAUUUCAAUUGGUGAGAAUAUUCUAAAGUCAAGCUUUGGUUUGGUUUUAUUUCAUUACAAUAAUUCUUAUUGGAAAUAAAGUUUUUUCCAAGCCAACAUGAUUCCCUUGUUUUAGACUUCUCAACAUUAGUUUACAUCAAAUUUAAAAUUACAAUAUUAUUGAAGGUCUGACCUCAACAAGCAAAUUCAUGAACUUCUAUGAUGAAUCUACUAUCAUGGUUUGGUUUCAAUACUCCUGAUUGGUCUUGAAAAAAUUGAAUCUUCUAAAUUUAUCAGUUUCUACAUUUUUCCUGCGUCUCUUCAAAAGUAUCGAUGGAGCAGAAGGCUUCUGAAACUUAUAAUCCAAAGUGUUCAGAACAUUACAAUAUUGACUAGGAUAAUCGGAUCGCACCUAAAGCUUUAGGUUCGCGUGGUAGCCCGAGGUACUUUUUGUUUGAGACUAUACGUCCCUGCUCUAGGUUGUAUCAUCGUAUUACCCACGCACAAGUCUGGAGCUCAAGUUGGCAUCAAACCCAGAAAACACUUAUGUAAAGGUUCCACAAUUUAACAUUUGUUCUAAAACCAAUAACUAAACUAAUCACACUACCACACUUUCACCUCAGUAGAAGUUCACAUUUUCUACUUCUAAUAGACUUCACUUUCAUAUAAACUACUAACUACAUUAUGAAAUACAAAACAAACCAAUUAAAAAGCUGAAUAAUCCUAGUUCAAUUAACCAAUAAUUCAAUAACACUAUUGGAAGUAGUAGUUUCCAAUUAGUUGUAGACCGUAU
Molecule: messenger RNA, 2338 nt
Organism: Nilaparvata lugens (brown planthopper)
Lineage: Eukaryota; Metazoa; Arthropoda; Insecta; Hemiptera; Delphacidae
Product: longitudinals lacking protein-like
Exons: 2
Coding region: 145-411 (88 amino acids)
Source: RefSeq, a predicted model, not a curated record